AAUUUGUUGAAGAUUCUAGUAAGCAAUCAGAUUCUACUAAAAGUUUACAAGCUGAUAAUGCAAGUAAUAACGGUAAUAAUUCCAUAAUGCCUCAAUUAAAAAAUCCCAAGAAACAUUAUGGAAGAGGAUGA
Dentiscutata erythropus is the source of this 131-nucleotide messenger RNA. The record is from the annotation of a GenBank genome assembly. NCBI's taxonomy places the organism in Eukaryota, Fungi, Glomeromycota, Glomeromycetes, Diversisporales, Gigasporaceae.